GCGACGAGCGGGCGGGAGGGAUGCAGGCGGCGUGCCCUCAGGCCGUGUUUACCGCGCUCGGGGUGCAGUCUGAGGCCUUCGCCUCGCCCUUCAACGCGAUCUCGCCCUCCUUCUGCUCCGCCUCUGCAGACGUGGACGCGCCGUUCGGCUCCUGCGGCUCUUUCUUCGCCCUCGAGCCGCCGGCGGGCGCAGUGCUGCUCGCGAACCCUCCCUUCGACGGCGCGACUGUCCUCGCCAUGGCGCGCCGCAUCGGCGCGCCGCAUCGAUGAGUUGUGCGACGCUGCCGACGCCGCCGACGCUGCGCUCGCCUCGGGCACAGCCGCAGAGGGCGGGGAGGCGGGCGGGCUCAGCGUUGCCGUGGUUGUGCCGCGCACGCCUGCAGAGGAGGGGUGGCGGGCGCUGAAAGGGUCGAGGCACUUGCGGAGCGAGCUCGUGCUGCCGCGCUCCAAGCACGCCUUCGUCGACGGCGGGCAGCAGUACGGCCGGAGACAGGCGCCGCUCCGCCUCUCGAACCACGACUCGAGCCUCUUUUGGCGAAGACAGCCCCCCUCGCGCGCCGAAGCCACAGGGGAUGCAGUCCGCCAACGCACGCGCCGACGCCGCCGCGCUCACCGCCGCCCGCGAGUCUUUCCGCGCGGGCUUCAAGGUGCUCGGGCCGCUGGACGGGGUGGCCAAGAAGAAGAAGAAGAACAAGAAGAAGCGGGGGCGGGGUGAGGAGGAGAGCUAGUUUCUUCUAAGCAAGAAUAAACCAGAU
Messenger RNA from Emiliania huxleyi CCMP1516, 754 nucleotides. RefSeq lists its product as hypothetical. The annotation marks the transcript as partial. NCBI's taxonomy places the organism in Eukaryota, Haptophyta, Isochrysidales, Noelaerhabdaceae. The record is from RefSeq and is a predicted model, not a curated record. The transcript has 6 exons.